Messenger RNA from Suncus etruscus (white-toothed pygmy shrew), 969 nucleotides. RefSeq names its product C5a anaphylatoxin chemotactic receptor 1-like. Gene Ontology annotation, molecular function: complement component C5a receptor activity; G protein-coupled receptor activity. The coding region runs from base 1 to 969 and encodes 322 amino acids. The record is from RefSeq and is a predicted model, not a curated record. Gene Ontology annotation, cellular component: plasma membrane. The transcript has a single exon. Gene Ontology annotation, biological process: phospholipase C-activating G protein-coupled receptor signaling pathway; inflammatory response; complement receptor mediated signaling pathway. NCBI's taxonomy places the organism in Eukaryota, Metazoa, Chordata, Mammalia, Eulipotyphla, Soricidae.
AUGAAUGUCAACAAAGUGAACUCCAGUUCCUCUGACAACAUAAGUUCAGAUGGAGCAGUAGAUGGCCCGGGCCCCCCGCCUAGUUUCCAGGCCAAUGAGGUUGUGACCGUGGUCAUCUACAUAGUGGUCUUUGUGGUGGGUGUCCCGGGCAAUGCGCUGGUACUGUGGGUAACAGUCUGGGAGGCCCGGCGGUCUGUUAACGCCAUCUGGUUCCUCAACCUGGCUGUGGCCGACCUCCUCUCCUGCCUGGUGCUGCCCAUCCACAUCAUGACUGCCCUCAUGCACGGCAACUGGCUUUUAGGUCACGCGGCCUGCCACAUCCUGAUCUCGCUCUUCUACCUGAACCUCUACGCCAGCGUCCUGCUCCUCGCCACCAUCAGCGUUGAUCGCUUCCUCAUGGUCUGCAAGCCCAUCUGGUGCCAGAAGUACCGCGUGGCCCAGCGGGCCUGGCUGGCCAGUGGCGUGGCCUGGAUGCUGGCUCAGGUGCUCACCAUCCCGUACUUCAUGUUCGGAGAAUUCUUCGAGGACUCCCUUUCCCAAAUGGCCCAUUGUGGUGUAAUCUUAACGAUUGGCAGAGAAGAUUUUGACCUUGUUCUCAACGUCAUGCUCUUUUCCCUGAGUUUCCUGGGCCCCCUGGUCACGAUGAUCAUCUGCUACAGUUGCCUCUUGCUUCGGGCCUGGCGCCAGAAGGCCACGCGCUCCACCAAGACCCUCAAGGUGGUCGUGGCCGUAGUGACCAGCUUUUUCGUCUUCUGGCUACCCUACCAGGUUUACAGGAUGAUAUUAGUCAUGUGGGCCAUAAACUCCCACAUAUCAAUAUAUGUCACCCCAUGCAGGCUAGACAUGGCCCUGGCUUACGUCAACUGCUGCAUCAACCCCAUUAUCUAUGUGGCUGCUGCCCGGGGCCUCCACAUCCGGGUCUUCAAGUUCCGGCCUGGCCGGCUUCGUCAACUGCUGACCGAAGACUAG